UGCAGAGAUUUAAGAGAUUGUGGGGUCCCUGUCUGUCUCCCUGGUUCUCACCUCUUGCCUAUAAAAGCAUGAAACAGGUUUCCACCACUGUUGUUUUUCGCGCGCAAUUGCAUGCAGCAGGUGUCAAGGACUACAUCGAUCCAUUCAUUGAGGAUAGUGACAACGUUGAGGUAGAAAUGGCUGAAUCGAUGCUCAUCUUGAGAAUGUGUUCCAUAAUAUUGGUCCUUGGUUUUUCAGAGGCCAAAAUGGAAAUCAUCACCAGCAAACCAGAUGUGUUGCUGGGUGAGAAUGCCAUGCUCCUCUGCAAAGCUGGUGGGGAAGGAGACAUCACCUGGCAGAAAGAUGGAGAGGAUGCUGAAGAUGACCAUGUUGAGAAAGUGGAUGAAACAUCGUCAAAACUGUUCAUCAGGAAUGUCAAGAUAGAGGAUGCAGGACGGUACACAUGCCUCUGUGAAUUUGACACAGGCCACAGAGAUUAUGUAUCUUAUGCCAUCUUUGUCUACGAGCCGCCAUCCUUUGGGCAAACACCGACCAACCAUGAGUUCCUGGAGGGUCAAGAUGUGGUCAUCACCUGCGUGGUCACUGGCAAGCCGGCGGUGGAAGUCAACUGGGAGAGGGACCAUCAGAAACUGCACUCUGACGCAGGUCGGAUCACAAGAUUGAAAGACAACUCCCUACAGAUCAACAACAUCAGCAGGAAGGAUCGCGGAUCAUAUACCUGCGAGGCUAAAAUCAAGGACCGGCCUAUUUUCAAAAAGCACGUCAUCUCCAUCUUCGUCAAUGUUCCUCCCACAGUGAAGAUCCAUGAGGAGGUGAAGAAAGUCAUGGCCGGACCAGAGACCAAUGUCACCCUCAGCUGCCUGGUCGAGGGAGUCCCCCAACCGAACAUCAUCUGGACAAUCCCAGACUCUUCAGAUGAGUCCCGCUACAAGUACAACUCGGACAAGAGCGAGCUCAUUAUCUCGUCCGUUGUCAGGAGCGACUACGGCGAGUACAUCUGCACGGCCAAGAAUAAGAUCGCAGAGAGCAGUGCCAUGAUCAUGCUGGAUGUCUCAGAGCAUCCUGUAGCAGUACUGAGCCAGGAGAAGAUGGAGCUGGAGCCAGGCCAGACUCUCUCAGUGUCCUGUAACUACUGA
This is a messenger RNA of Oncorhynchus gorbuscha (pink salmon), 1136 nucleotides long. RefSeq names its product neural cell adhesion molecule 1-B-like. Gene Ontology annotation, biological process: cell adhesion. The record is from RefSeq and is a predicted model, not a curated record. The transcript has 9 exons. The coding region runs from base 69 to 1136 and encodes 355 amino acids. Gene Ontology annotation, cellular component: membrane. Lineage: Eukaryota; Metazoa; Chordata; Actinopteri; Salmoniformes; Salmonidae.